GCGUGUGGGCUCAGGUUCUAGCUAUGUCUGCCAGAGGGAGGAGCUCCUCUCGCUUUCCUCCGGGUGUGUGCGGCCCUCGGCACGCAGGCGGCGCGCGCGGGGGCAGCGGAACCCGGACGCGCGUGCCCCUGCUUCUGGCCGGGCGCGGGCCGCGGUGCAACACCGGCUCGUCCGGCACCACCCGCUCGCCGCCCUGCCCGGCAUGGCGGAGCGCGGCGAUUCCGAGCCCACCCCGGGUUGCAGCGGUCUGGGCCCGGGCGGCGUUCUCGGCGGCGGCGGCGGCGGCGGCGCCCACUCAUGGGCCCCGGAGGACGCCUGGAUGGGCACCCACCCAAAGUAUUUAGAAAUGAUGGAAUUAGAUAUAGGAGAUGCCAGCCAAGUUUACAUAGCAUUCUUGGUUUACCUGGACCUCAUGGAGAGUAAAAGUUGGCAUGAAGUAAAUUGUGUUGGAUUACCAGAUCUCCAGCUCAUCUGCCUUGUCGGUACAGAGAUAGAAGGAGAAGGGUUACAGACGGUGGUGCCUACACCCAUCAGGGCUUCCCUCAGCCAUAACAGAAUGUUCCUUGUGUACUUCACCAAAGCUAUUCGGCCCAAAGCCAGCCCGAUACCUGUUAAUAUGAAUAAUGGUCCAGAACAGUUUGGAAAGGGAGGCAAGCCAGCUGUGACUGUCUCAAUAAUAGACUUGCCCUCAUUGAUGCCAACGUUGCCUGCCUCCUUCACGCAUUUCCUUCAAAAUGUGCAUGCUCUGUCAUUUGGCAAGCACUGUCACAGAACCAAAAGCACCUGCAGGGUGACUUGUCAUCAAAAGGAGGUUUGUGCAGUCGAAACGCACUGCCAUGCGGGGCUGGAUUUACAGGGCCGUCCUCGGACCCAUUGGCAGGAACCAGCACAAGGAAUGGCCCGCUUCCAACCCAAGCCAGCAUUCCACUUUCCCACCAGCUCUGAAUUCACCUCUCCUAGAUGCACUCACGUCACCGCAUGGCCUGUGGAGACAUCCUCUCUCCUGUCCUCUGAUUGCUGCACCAGGCACUGGACAUAUAAGAAGCAAAAGAGGCCAAGAUGGGGCGGAGGUCUCAGGAGAGAGACGAGUUAACCACAUGGAGCUGCCUGGUGAUCUUUGGUGAGGAGUCAUUCCUCCUACUGCAUCUGGAUGCCUCUCGUCCGUCUCCCGCCGCACACCGGACUUAACCUCUCCACAGCACCUGCCGCCCGGUACUAAGAUUGUCGACCUCUGUCAAUCCUCGUGACGGGACUGUAAGCUCCUUGCAUUCAGGCAUCGUGUUUUUCUCAUCCUUAACAACUCCAGCGCUCAGGAGAGGUGCUCACAGUGCACAGAACAUGCUCAGUGAAAGAUUCCUGAGUGCAUAAGUAACUUCAGCCUUGGAAAAAAUUCUUUAAUUUAAAUUCAGCAGCAGACUUUCUUGAACUCAAAAAGAACAAAACAAAACAAAAAACUAGGGACAAAAGGCUUUGAACUUCUUGCCCAUGUUUCUCUCCUCAAGGAGCAUAUAUUGUCAAAGCCUGCAUUCCAACUUCUGGGGUUUACUAGAAUCUUGGACUGGGAAGCUCCUGGUCUGUUAAUGAUCCACUGUAUUCCCCAGUGGGAUGUAUGCAGCCCAACCCCCUGACAUCCCGGUUGGGGGCCAUGCUGAUGUUGCCAAGAUACUGAUGCCACAGACAGACAUACCCUGACACAGAGACACCUUUUUCCCGGUUGUAAUUAACAAGAUAUUGAUGGCCUCCCCUUAGACAGCCAUCUAAAUACAAAUAAAGCAGGAUGAGCUAAGAGGAUAAAGUGCAAAAACCAGCUUCUUUGUGUAACAGUUCCAUAAUAUUAUCUGGGAGCCAGCCCAACGUUCUGGAAAUCACUCAGAAGAAUCAGGCAGUCCUUUCCUUCCGAGGGCACUUUUAUGCUUGCAAAACCAUCAUCGUCAUCAGCUUCGAUUAAUAUUGACUGAUGUAUAAUCACCAUUCAUUUUAUUAACUCUUGCCCAGGACUACUUAUAAACAUCAGGACUGCUAUUGUACAACUGGGGAAGCAGAGGCAUAGAGGGCUUUGGUAACUGGCUUAAGGCCACAGUUUAAAUUGGGUGUUGGGCUGAGACCAGGAGGCCCAGAUCUUUCAUACCCAGUUCCCCUGCUGAGAAGGGCUGUUGCUUUGGGGUUAGCUGGGGGAAGGGAGUGGAUCUGCCUCACCUUUGUUCGCCCAGCAGACAAAGUGAGCCACCUGGUCACUCUCCCAGACACUGGGCAAGAAGCAAGCUUUUGAAGAGGGAGCCAGCUCACUUUUCUGACACAUGUCACAUCUCGCACCGAAGGGAGAGACCCACUGCCGCCUGGAUUGUCCACUGGGGCAUGUCACAAUCUAGAUGGCAUAUGAAAGACAAAAAGCUCCCUUGUCAUCUGCCUUUCACUCUACAGAGAGACAGCCCCGAAAGUGUGAGACGCGGCAUCACAUAUUAAUGAGGGGGAGCAUAUGUAGCAUUUUGAAGCCAGGGGCCGGGUGUGGCUGUGAAGACAGUAGCUAAAAAGGAGGUUUGGGCAAGAUUUGAGAGGCAGGUUCUAGGCUCAGACCCUGAAAAUGAAUCAGUAAGAUCAUCUCGCCUCCCUCCAGCCAGCCCUCCUGGUCACCCCCGCCCCCUGCCUUGGUGCUGCCACAUGCAGUUUCCUGGGCCGGAGCUCCCCUGUUCCGUAGCCCCUGGGACUGGCGGGGCAGGGAGGUGUGCCCACCACCCUGAGAACAAGGAUGUAUGCGCAGAGCAGCCUGGGAUCAACAGUCUGCAAACUAGAAAACAUGCAGCAUCUUCUGAUCCACUCGUUUUCCGCCUUUCACACAUGCCAUAUCCCCUUGGGCAGCUCGCUGUUUAGAUUCCAUUUUCCAUUGAUCUGUCGGGCUGUCUCCUGGACAUCAGUCUUGAACAAAGGCUCUCUUUACUUCUUACAAGAGGUGAGGCACCUCCCACCCUCCUGCUCAAGACCCUCUGGGUUGAUCCCACCCCUUUACAUCUUGAAGUUGAAGAGAAUAAGUCCUUUUUCUUCCACGGGCCAUUGUCUGGAUGCUGGUGACAGCUCUUGACGUCUCCCCCUCACCUGCUCCUGGUCCCAGCUCCUGCCGCCAGUGCCCUGCAACACACCGGGUACCUUCUCCAGUCAGCUUCGAAAGCGGCCAAGUUGUUCUCUCUCCCCAUUAACAGCUUUUGGCCUGCAAAAGCCAAAACCAGUACCAGAGUUACAUAACCGUUCAAGGUAACGGAGGAUUUGUCACAGGGCGGAGUGUGAUUAAUGGCUGAAUGAACGACACAGGACACAGCCCACCUCGUGGCUAUGGGAGUGGAGCCUCCCCAGGUCCUUUCUGGAAGAGAGCAGGGCAUGCAUUGUAAACAAGCAUAAAUGAACAAGUUGGCUGAGAGGAAAGAGGUCGGAGCCGACGGAGGAAAUUAAGUAAUGUGCCUGUGCAUGGCCUGUGACCGACUGGACCAUCCAGGAAAUAUUGGGCCAUAAAAAGAUAUUACCGACUUACUCAGUCAAAAACCAGUUGGCUAUUGAUUACUUCAUAUGGUUCAACUUAAACAUCGUGGUGUUUGGUAAACAUCUCUAUACUUGCCUGAAAAGUUAAUGUGGCUCUUUCUGUGAAUUAGAAGCUAAAUCUGGGGCCUAGCUUUGCUCUCUUAUUUGGUUAUUGGUACUGACCGCAAACACUUAUUUGUGGUAUCCUUUCUAUGUACCUUACAUACCACAUGAAUUGUCUCAUUUCAAACUUAUAAAACCUGUGAAUUAGGUAAUUUUUAUUCUUAUUUCAUUCAGGAAACCAAGGUUUGGAAAGGGUAAGUAACUUGCCCAAAGUACGUGGUUGGUAAUCGGUGGAGCCGAGAUGGGACCAGGGUUCAUCUGGUUCCAGAAUCCACGCUUGGAAUGCAAUUCACGAGUCCGAAUCAUGUUUUCGUUGUCGCUCCAACCCCAGCUGCCCAGUCAGCUUUCCUAUUUAUAGUUGAUGUUUAAGAAACACUUAUUGAAUCAAAAACUAAAUACACACAUUCAAAAGCUCAGUCACUGUUCUUCCAAAACAUGGGAUUCCCACACAUGUAUAUUCUCAUGCAUCCCCUUCACCACCCUGCCCUUAGUUACUGGGUAUCUCUGGCCCUCAUGUUCUCUUCUAAUACACAAACAUUUAGUGAGUAUAUACUGUGUGAGAGGUACUGUCCUGAGUAGGUUUUCUUGCGCCUUUAAUUUCCUCAGUUAAAAAAUUAUUCGAUACACACAUAUAUGUUUAUCAGCACCCACUGUGUGCCUGCUCCUAUAUUCUGGAAUCAUGGAGACAAAUGAGUAAUCUCUCCUGCUUUCCAUGAACACACAAUUUGGAAAUAAAGAGUAAACCUUAGCAAGUCCCUGUCCGACAGUGUGGAUUGGAGCAAAAUAAUCAAAGAAUACACAGGGUACACAAGGCAGGAUCCAUGGAGAAGCAAUUAACUCAAGGGCGUCAAGGGGACUUCCCAGAGAGAGCUAAGCCUCACUGUUCCAUAAGCCCAGGACACGGUGCCAGGCAGGUAGGAGAUAUUCAGUCCAUUUUUAUAAACAGAAUCACGUAAACAAACAUCAUUGUGGAGAGGGACAUGACAUGGAAAGUGGCUGAAGAGUUUACUUGGCUCAGUGACUUGUUCUCUGCUGAGCAGUGGGGAGUCCCGAAGAAGGUAAAAUGGAAGAGCCCAGGAUCAGAUUUGCUGGAUGUGUGGCUGGUACCGGUGACAUAGAAAAAGAGGUAGAAGGAGAGAAAUGUGCUGGGUGGGAACAUUCCUUGCCAUUCCAGAGUGAGGGACAAGAUUGGAGGGCAGGGCAGGGUCGCGGCAAGGGUUAAAAGUACAUGCCAGGCAGGGGACUAGGAAUGGGAAGUUUCUUCCAGGGUCACCAUCCUGACCUGCUAUGCCUGGUUUGCUUCAGGAUUCCUCUGGCUUCCUUUUUAUGUCGGUACCUACAUUUAUAUCCUACUUUGUAAAUUUGAAGUUCUUUCCAAUAAGACAAAUAUAUAAUCAAUUUAUUAAAAUAAAACCAGAUUGCAUCCAUAUCAGAAGGCAUAGAUCAUAUAUAUCAAAUCUAUUACUUAUUAUGUUAAGCUU
Zalophus californianus (California sea lion) is the source of this 5111-nucleotide messenger RNA. RefSeq names its product tRNA splicing endonuclease subunit 15 (gene TSEN15). The record is from RefSeq and is a predicted model, not a curated record. Gene Ontology annotation, molecular function: nucleic acid binding. Lineage: Eukaryota; Metazoa; Chordata; Mammalia; Carnivora; Otariidae. The coding region runs from base 203 to 1093 and encodes 296 amino acids. The transcript has 7 exons. Gene Ontology annotation, biological process: tRNA splicing, via endonucleolytic cleavage and ligation.